CAUUAUGCAUCUUAGCUGUCAAUUAUUUUGAUGAGAAUGAAAAUUAUAUCUGAUUUUCAUAAUCGGGUGGGGAAAAAAAAUUCGCUAUCGGACACUUUUUUUUCAAUUAUAUAUUUUUUCUUAGCUUGAUUGAAUUUCGGUUCACAUUUUUUUUAUUUUAAUACUACUCUUACAACGCACGCGCAGAACAUCGCCAAAAAUCGCCCAGCGCCAUAUUGAGAGAGGCGGACGUUGUAUGACUUGAGUGAUUAAUCGUGGUUAGUGCAAUAAAUUGAAGUGGAACAUUUGAUCGUGCCCUAUGGAUAAACAUUCGGGAGUGGUGUGCCUUGGUUGAAAGGCCUGCCGAAAGGACAGGGCUCCGCGCGCGAGGAAGGACUGCGGCGCUCCGCUCUGAGGAAACAUGGACUGCUGCAUGUCAGAAGAAGCCAAAGAACAGAAAAGAAUCAACCAAGAAAUAGAGCGGGUACUCCGGAAGGACAAACGUGAUGCCAGGAGAGAACUCAAACUUCUGUUGCUUGGCACUGGCGAGUCGGGGAAGUCAACAUUCAUCAAGCAGAUGAGAAUCAUCCACGGCUCCGGCUACAGCGACGAUGACAAGCGGGGUUUCAUCAAGCUCGUCUACCAGAACAUCUUCAUGGCGAUGCAGAGUAUGAUCCGGGCCAUGGAUCUACUCAAAAUACAAUAUGGGGUUCCGUCCAAUGUAGAAAAGGCGGAUUUGAUAUCAUCAAUCGACUUUGAGAGCGUGACCACGUUCGAGAGUCCGUACGUGGAGGCGAUCAAAGGUCUGUGGGCCGACAACGGGAUUCAGGAGUGCUAUGACCGCAGGCGGGAGUACCAGCUCACUGACUCUGCCAAAUACUACUUGCAGGAGAUAGACCGCGUGGCGGCCCCCAAUUACUUACCAACCGAACAAGACAUCCUUCGCGUGAGAGUCCCCACGACGGGCAUUAUAGAAUACCCCUUUGACUUGGAGGAGAUACGAUUUAGUUAUUUAAGCGAUCUGGCCAGAAUUGAAGCUGCGGACUAUCUGCCGACGGAGCAGGACAUCCUUCGCGCGCGGCAGCCCACCACCGGUAUCCUUGAGUAUCCGUUUGAUCUUGAUGGCAUCAUAUUUAGAAUGGUAGACGUCGGGGGCCAAAGAUCCGAGAGAAGGAAGUGGAUUCACUGUUUUGAAAAUGUCACCUCCAUCAUAUUCUUAGUAGCUCUUAGUGAAUAUGAUCAAAUUUUAUUCGAAUCUGAAAAUGAGAACCGAAUGGAAGAGUCAAAGGCUUUGUUUAAGACCAUCAUCACGUACCCCUGGUUCCAACAUUCUUCCGUCAUCCUCUUCCUCAACAAGAAGGACUUGCUCGAGGAGAAAAUCAUGUAUUCGCAUCUUGUCGACUACUUCCCUGAAUACGACGGCCCGCAGCGCGACGCCAUCACGGCGCGCGAGUUCAUCCUGCGGAUGUUCGUGGACCUCAACCCGGAUGCGGAGAAAAUCAUCUAUUCACAUUUUACUUGUGCGACGGACACCGAGAACAUCCGGUUCGUGUUCGCCGCGGUGAAGGACACCAUCCUACAGUCCAACCUGAAGGAGUACAACCUCGUGUAAGCCUCGUGCUCCGACACAAAUCUGUGAUUGUGUAUAACACGUAACUUAAACAUCAUCAAUUCACACGGCAGAAUGUGUACAUUCACGAACUGAGAUCGGAUGGACGAACUUAUUCAUCUUAAAAUGUUUAAUGAGAAAGUAAGGAUAGAUUUAAGUCAUUUAACCUUGGAGUCAUUUUACCGGCGGAGAUCGGACCGCGCGAGACGCGUCAGGUUUUUUGACAUGAUUUUUUAUGAUGAAGUUAUUCACAAUUUAUGUAUGUGUCUGUAUCGGUGAAUAUUAAAUUGUGCAUUUUAAAAGUUAUGGCGAGUCUUGGGCUAACCAUGAGCUGCUUUUAGUCAUUGUUUUAGGAUUUUUGUAAAGUUUGUUGCCAUAAUAUCUUUCUACAUUAGAAUACAUUUAUUAUGUCCAGACGGAUGGAUUUGAACAAACUAGUCCAAUGAACUUACGCGUGUUUUAUAUCAUCCUCACGGGUCGGGCUCGACACAGGACUUCCUAUUAAUGUAUCGAUCGGGUCGCUUCCGUGUUACUAUUACGUAUUUAUUUUAGUUACGAAAUGUCUCGUAGAGUUACUGUCGCUCCGGAGCUUGCAGGAGUUCGAGAUGCGGAGGGAGGCGCCGAGAGAUUUCCUCAUCCUACCUCCUCAAAGGACAGACGUAUUUUUCAAGCGUGCAUUCACGUAAACCUUGAUAUCUGCGAUUGCUGCAUUUGUUAAAUUCCUCAACAGGAGAUUAUACAUUUCAGUAAUUAUAAACGGCUCACGGUGAGCGUGGAAAGGCACGUGUCAAAUAUAUCUGCAUAAACGAGGUCUAAGGCCAGACUUUAUUCAUAGGAUUCUCAAUUUACAUAGCACAAAUAUGUCUAUGGCCCGAGGAGGAUGUGCGCAAUCAGGUACAGUCCAGCGCGCCCGAUAACGGAGAGGGUGGCCGCGUGGACUGCUCGGCCUCUCCCCGCACCGACCGACUCCACUGGUCCAAUUCAGUUUACACAUAAUAAUUAUAACAUUACCGUUUGUUCCGUUAGCUUGAAAGGUUUAUAAAUUUAUUGUAUUUAAAGAAAUAUUACGUUACUUUUGUACAUUUGAAUUUUGUUACUUGAAUAUAUGUUAUUAUUUAAGCUGUUUAUAUUUAAAUAUGGUGUUUUCUACACGAAUUGACGCAAGUUGUCUUACGUUAACUGUAGGCUUUUUUGUGUACGCAGUGGUCUGGUGUAUUUGGUUUCUUCCUAAUAUCCGUGUACGAGAAUUCCAAUCAGCUAGCCGUAUGUCGAACAUAGGGAGAUAACUACGUUAGGUGUUUAAGGACAUUUUUGAUGCAUUUGAUAUAAACUUUUUUUACUAGAAACCCAAGGGAUUUCAAUAAAGCGAAAAUGUGACUUGUAAAAACCGAUACCAAUGUUUUUUGCACGAACGCUUUUACCACAUGGAUGUAAUAUAUUGUACAUUUGGGUCUAAAUGUGCUGAGUGAAUUGAGCUGACAGUUCCGUGCCAGGUUUUGCUAUUGGCAUAUUGUGAAGCACAAACAUAGGUACCUACUUGUACACGUUUAAACUUGUUUACCAUGUUCAGAGAUUUAUGUUAUCGAUUUAGUGUGUUGCUUCGUGUUUAUUUAGUGACUUACUUGUUUAUAGUAAGAAACAUAGUUUCUAUUAUGGAGAUAUAUGAUUUUAUUGUAUUAACUUAUUUGUUGUUACGUCUUUAUUUCUAUCGCGCCGUUAGAGGUCGGUUUCAUCGAACGCACACGACAUCAGACUUUGUCAAUAGCAAAGCUUUAAUUGAGAUACAGCUGUCUGAUAUGCUCAAAGAUUAUGUGAAAUUGAAACUUAGCGCACAAUAUUGGAAACUUUCUUAUCGAUGUUAACCACUGAUGUGCAAUCUCUGUGUAUGCCCUGUACAUAGACACGUUUCGGUUUGUGCUUUGUACCAGCCGGGUGCGGCCCGGCGUGCAGCGCGGCCGCGGGUUCACUAUAGACUGAUGUUUUAUAUAAUGGACGUCCACUCGGCGCCCGACGGCACUUCGUAAUGUCUUCAAUUACAGUGUAGCGUUUAAAAGGAAACAAAGCACAAUGAAACUUAUUGUAUUGGUGAUUAGUUAUAUUUUCAGAGGCCCCGCGUGCCGCGCCGCGCGUGUCCCGCGAAUGGACCAGAGCCAUACGGACGGACCGGUACGAAUGGACCGGAGCCGUACGGACGGACCGGUACGAAUGGACCGGAGCCGUACGGACGGACCGGUACGAAUGGACCGGAGCCGUACGGACGGGCCGGUACAAAUGGACCGGAGCCGUAUGGACGGACCGGUACGAAUGGACCGGAGCCGUACGGACGGACCGGUACGGUUCUUACCUAUUUGAUUUUACGGUUGGGCGAUGACUACACAAAUAUUGCUAAAACUAUAUUAUAGUCUAACGUUGCUUUACCUUUUGCGUGAGAUUGUGAGAGUUUUAGCUUAAGUUUACGACUGAAGACGGAUGCCUGUAUGAAAUAUUGUAAAUUAUAAUUUCUCAUAAAAUAUAAUUUUUUUCAGCUA
This is a messenger RNA of Cydia pomonella (codling moth), 4116 nucleotides long. Its product is annotated as guanine nucleotide-binding protein G(q) subunit alpha. The coding region runs from base 401 to 1591 and encodes 396 amino acids. The record is from RefSeq and is a predicted model, not a curated record. Lineage: Eukaryota; Metazoa; Arthropoda; Insecta; Lepidoptera; Tortricidae. The transcript has 10 exons. Gene Ontology annotation, biological process: phospholipase C-activating dopamine receptor signaling pathway; adenylate cyclase-modulating G protein-coupled receptor signaling pathway. Gene Ontology annotation, cellular component: heterotrimeric G-protein complex. Gene Ontology annotation, molecular function: G protein-coupled receptor binding; guanyl nucleotide binding; G-protein beta/gamma-subunit complex binding.